CUGCAUUCCUUGCCUGUAAAAGCAAAGGUGCUGGUGGCAGGAUUUGAAACAAACAGCAAAGAAAGAAGAGAGAGACUCGUUUCUCUCAAUGCUCAGCUAAAAAGGAUAGGAGUGCAGCCAGAAUGCUCUUUGCUUCUGAGCACAUGCGCUGCAGCAGGAGUCAUCCUGGCUGGUUGGCAGGGGACAGCCUACAACAGCAGUGCCUGCAAGGACUGGAUUUUCUUCAUGCAAACAAUGUGAUCCAUCGAGACGUGAAGAGUGACAACAUCCUUCUCAGAACGGACGGUUCUGUCAAACUGGCUGAUUUUGGCCUCGCUACUCAGCUCACCCCUGAGCAGAGCAGACGGUGCUCGGUAACCGGGACUCCUUGGUGGAUGGCGCCUGAAGUGGUGACAGGUCAACCAUAUGGCCCCAAAGUGGACAUAUGGUCUUUUGGAAUUGUGGGAAUUGAAAUGAUAGAACAAGAACCUCCUUACUUGGGCGAAAGUUCUGGCACGGCUACAUACCUGAUAGCCACAGUAGGGACUCCACAGCUGCGGCAGCCCAAGCUCCUCUCGGCUUUGCUGCGUGACUUCCUGAGCUGCUGCCUGCAGACAGACGAGGAGCAGCGCUGGUCUGCCAAGGAGCUCCUGCAGCAUCCAUUUGUAAGAUUUGCUGAGCCUGCGUCCAGCCUGGUGCCACUGAUUGUUUCAGUGAAGAAGAGGAAGGAGACAAGAAUGUGAUAAUCACAUCAGGACCAUUUAUUCCUCAAUCAGUUUAGAGUAGGAUUGUAGGGUAGGAUUAGGAUUAGGAUUAGGAUUAGGAUUAGGAUUAGAUUAAGGAUAAGGAUAAGGAUAAGGAUAAGGAUAAGGAUAAGGAUAAGGAUAAGGAUAAGGAUAAGGAUAAGGAUAAGGAUUAGGAUAAGGAUAAGGAUAAGG
This is a messenger RNA of Melospiza melodia melodia, 917 nucleotides long. Its product is annotated as serine/threonine-protein kinase PAK 3-like. Gene Ontology annotation, molecular function: ATP binding; protein serine/threonine kinase activity. The coding region runs from base 123 to 722 and encodes 199 amino acids. Lineage: Eukaryota; Metazoa; Chordata; Aves; Passeriformes; Passerellidae. Gene Ontology annotation, biological process: regulation of axonogenesis; intracellular signal transduction; protein phosphorylation. Gene Ontology annotation, cellular component: cytoplasm. The record is from RefSeq and is a predicted model, not a curated record. The transcript is spliced from 5 exons.